Verticillium nonalfalfae is the source of this 3522-nucleotide messenger RNA. RefSeq lists its product as uncharacterized. The record is from RefSeq and is a predicted model, not a curated record. The transcript is spliced from 2 exons. NCBI's taxonomy places the organism in Eukaryota, Fungi, Ascomycota, Sordariomycetes, Glomerellales, Plectosphaerellaceae. Bases 1 to 3522 code for a protein of 1173 amino acids.
AUGGGCGAAGAGGGCCAUGCCAUGACUCCUGGAGCAACAAUACCCGGGCUGGCUGGGACGGUAUCCUCUACGACAUCGCCAUCGACCUCCCCCUCGACCUCGCCGCCAGCUUCACUUCACCCGUCUAACCCACCAUCGUCGUCACGGUCGCACCUGCAUGCGCAUCGUCAGAGCCACAACUCGUCAAAGCUGCCGGCGUUUCGGUUUGCUGAUCGAGACCUCAACAAGCAACAGUCGUUGCCGCUGCCGGCCCUGCCGCAACCUUCAGAGCAGAGCCAACUGUCGUCGGCGCCCGUUUCGCCCAAUUCGGGAGUGAUUGACCUCGACGCGCCUCCAUCAGGCAUUUACCUGUCGGACAACAUGAGUAGGGGGGCCAGUACCGGCAGCAGGAGGAGCAGCAGAAGCAGCAACAGCAGCAGCAGCAGCAGUCAUAGCGCAUCUCAGCCCCCUAAUCCGAUGCACGUCAGCGGGGUCGCCAGUGCAGGCCUGCGUAACCAUCCCCCCCGGACCACGAGCAAAAGCACGCGGUCGAGCCGCCACAGUGGUAGGGACAGCCCUGACAGCGGCGGCGGCGCCCCGGCCGGCGUCCAGGACCAUAGCCAGAGUCCACGCGAAAUCGAAAACACGACUCGGAUUGGCACAAGCAACUCGAUCCCCCGCAUGACAACACACCAUGCGCCGUCCUCGCAGCAACACCAACACCAAAAUCAACAACAGCCUGCCCAAGACACCCGCCAGACUUCUACCUCGUACCCGCCACGAACGCGAUUUUCAAAACGUGAUUCAAUCCCGGAAGAUCACGAACUGUCUCCUCCGCGUACACGACCGCGCUCUCGCGCAUCGACCCUACAGACGUCCCCGCAACCGACUUUUGCGACAACGCCCGCGACCUCUUCGUCGACACGCCCCUCCUCCUUGCCUCAUUCGCCUGCCGCUGCCGCUACCGGGUCACGGGAGCACGCAUCACCUGACGUCGCAGGCGCUGCAGAGACACCUUCGGCAGGCGCAAAGACACAACACCGCCGAGCUCCCGCGUCCAACACAUCAAAUGGUCUCGACAGCCCUGCAGACCAUUCGCCCUCUCUGAACACGCAUCACCGCCUCCAAUCCAUCGACACGGCGCACUCGACGCAGCUGUCUGGCUCCGGACCCGAACACACCACAAAGGAGUGGGCUCAAGGCCAGCGCGAGUUGCUCCUGCCUAAGACGCUGCAGAGCACAACAUCAACGGAGGAAAAGAGGCAGACCGUCCGUUCGCGACCUCCUCUUUCCUUCCGAGCGCCCAGCAACACGUCUGCAUCCGUUCGUGUCGCACCUAUCCGAUCAUUCCGCUCCUCCGGUUCCCGUCGCAGUUUUGGCCUGGACAUGAACUCGCCCUCAACGCAUGCCGGGGACUCCUCCGGCGACGAUUACUCGUACACUGAUUCGAAUCAGCGCGACCGGACGUUGCGCGCCCUCGAGGGCAGACCCGACGACGAGAUGAUCCAUGACACGACCCCACCCGAUUCUGCACGACGAGAUCGUCUCGUGGAUGGUGACGACACAACCGGCGAUGUCUUCAUGAAAAUCGCCAGGGAAGAACCUCGCCGCCGCGCUGCCGACGAAACCUCGUCGGCAGAGGACCCGCGAACUGUCACUCGAGUCACUCGAUCGUCGCAUCGACGGCCCCUAUCUGUCGCUGUACCCUCGUCCUACCAGUCCACGUCGCCGCCACGUGUCACCCGGCGGCUUUCUGACCAACAGGAGACAUCCCGGUCAAGAUCGCGACUUACCGAUGAUCGCGACGCCACAGAGGCCGCGGUUCGCGACUUGCCGUACCGUGGUUUGCUGCGGGAGAAGGCUGCCUCAAGUCAUCCUGGUGAAGACGCUCGACAAGCGAGGCUUCUGAACACAGGGUACCGCAACUCUCCGACGACGCCCCGAUCAUUGGCGUUCCAGGACUCCCCGGCGGACAGCUCGUCGUACAGCAGGAGGCGCACUUCGGUCACUGAUAGCAACCCGGGCCCUGCCAGCCGCAAUGCUGCUUAUAGACAAUCUCAUCUGGCAUACGGACACCCUAGGACCUUCAACUCAUCCCCCCUGGCGUCUCGCCAGGCGGAACCGCAUCGUCAUGACACGCAUCACGAAGGUAGCCAGGGCAUCGAAGGCACGGAGUCGACGGCCUCGACAACGGCCCCGUCCACAGUUUGGGAUGAGCUGGACGAUCUGAAAUCGCGAAUUCAUCGCUUGGAGCUGACGGGAAAGCUGCCCUCAACCUCUAGUGCAGCCAUUCACAAGGUGCUGGACGAGCGCCCCGCCACUGCCACCAACACGACCGUUUCGACUUCACCAAAACACAACAACGGAAACGCAACAGUCCUCGGUGACGCCACCAGCACCACGUCUUCCCAGCGGGAGGCUCAGCCGCUGCUCUUCUCGGCCAUCAACCGGACCAAACCUCUCUUGAGCGCUGAAGUGUCCAAGGCACUCGAGACGGCUGCGACUGAGGCUGUAGCACUCGUUGUCAUGAUGGGCACAGCUGGCCAGCCGGGCCCAAUUUCAAGCGGCGCGAGCACCAUUGGCGCUGGGACAAACCUGACAGAUCGACAACUUCGACGACGCGCGGAGGGUGUGUGUCGCAGUUUGACAGAGCUUGUCUUGGCCUUGAGCGAAGAGGCAACCCAGCCUCAGAACAAAACAGUCACGAUCAAGACGAGUGGGUCACCACAAAAAGAGGGCCCAACUACUCCCACCAUCACCAAGAGCUUCCCAAGACUGGAUAUCCAGCGUCGUGGAAGCGUAACGAACAAUGACGCGCCGGCAACAACCAACGAGCCUAGCCCACGUGCCAUGUCCAAGCUGGAGGAGAGAAGAAGCACCAUGCUCAACUCCACAGCGCUUCCGAGCCCGCGAUUCGCCCUCGCGCCUGCCGUCUCGUCCACACCCACGGAAGCCUCCCACGGCGUUGCUCGCAAGUCUUCCCUCUUUAUCGGUCGAACUCGGCGCGCUGCGACCGAAGAGCCUGAAGAAGGCCGCCGGUCAUCUAUGCUACUCAGGACUCGACGGGCAGGAACAGAGGAGCCGGAGGAGGGCCGAAAGACCUCACUACUCCGCGAGCGCAGAGGCACCAACGAACACGACGAGGAUGAGCCUCGCUUCAGGGCUCCGUCCCGAGCUCAAACCGAAGUAGCACAAAACCGCGCUGCCUCUCACCACUUUCAGACACAACCUCUUACACUUGACCCAUCGUCGAACAGUUCUGCCCUUCCACGCCGACGGAUUGGAUCGUCGGCGCUCAACCCUUCUCGACUCGCGUCCCCCUCCACGCCCUCAGCAUUGGGUGGACGCCGAUACUUCGAGCGUUCGACACCUGAUCGCGAUGGCAACAGCGUCGCAGACAAGUUGGCGGAAGAACGAGGACAACGACACCUGUCCCUCGGCCAAAACUCCUUACUCAACCGCACAGCCAGCUUUCUACGGAGGCCCAACCGCGAGAGCAUGGCAAAUGCCUCUACCCCGGCACAAACAGGUGCUUACAGAUGA